Molecule: messenger RNA, 1467 nt
Organism: Ordospora pajunii
Lineage: Eukaryota; Fungi; Microsporidia; Ordosporidae
Product: cytosol aminopeptidase
Exons: 1
Coding region: 1-1467 (488 amino acids)
Biological process (GO): proteolysis
Cellular component (GO): cytoplasm
Molecular function (GO): metalloaminopeptidase activity; manganese ion binding
Source: RefSeq, a predicted model, not a curated record
AUGGCAGAGCUCUUGGGCUAUGAGAAGUUAGUUGUGCUGAAUGAGACAAGUGUGGAUUCUGCAAAGACGAUGCUGGUUUUGUGUAGCAAGGGAAAAGACGGUGUUAAGAUACACAUGGACAGUGUUGAUGCCAAGCACAUGGAAUUCCUGAAUGGAGUAGGAGCCAAGGGAACAGCAGGGGAAACAUAUGUGUAUCUUGGAGACGACAAGAAGAUGGUGGUGUUUGUAGGGCUCGGAUCGAUUGAAGAAGCAGAGAAUGAGCUUGAGCUGAAGAAUGUGUCGAGAAAGGCAGGAGCGCUUGCAUACAAGGCUGUUUCUCAUCUGAAUGAUGUAGAGAUUGCAUUGAGCUCUGAGAUGAUGUGUAAGGAGGUUGUGUCUGGAAUAGUUCUUGCAUCGUAUAAAUAUGACUUUUUGGACUCUGAAGAAAAGAAAGGCAAGAAAGUGGCAAUCAGCUGCAAGUGUCCGGAGAUUUCGAAGGCAAUAACAAUUGCGAAUGCACAGAAUUUUGCGAGGUUUCUAGGAGACACGCCGGCGAAUCUUAUGAAUCCAACGCUGUUUGUUGAAUAUGCAAGCAAGUAUCUGGGCCAAAAGAAGAAUGUGAAGAUGGAGGUGUAUGACCAGAAGUUCAUGAAGGAGAGCGGAAUGAAUCUACUAUUGAGUGUGGCACAGGGAUCGGUGCAAGAGCCGAAGUUUGUGGUUGCAAAGUAUCGUGGACGAGGAGGAGAGUCAGUGGAUGUGUCGUUGGUAGGAAAGGGAGUGUGCUUUGAUUCAGGAGGGAUUUCAUUGAAGCCGUCUGCAAAGAUGAACCGAAUGAAAGGAGACAUGCUGGGGGCAGCAUCGGUGCUGAGUGUGAUUGGGCUUGCAUCUGAUCUUGGAGUGAAGAUGAAUGUUGAUAUUGCAAUACCUCUUGUGGAGAACAUGCCAAGUGGAACAGCCACCAAACCUGGGGAUGUGUAUGUUGGGAUGAACGGAAAGAGCGUUGAGAUUGACAACACUGAUGCAGAAGGGAGGCUUAUUUUGGCAGAUGCACUUGUGUAUGCACAGAAGGCGAAUCCAUCGUAUAUAUUUGAUGUUGCAACACUGACAGGUGCGAUUUGUGUUGCUCUUGGGGAUACGUACAUGGGGUACUUCACGAAGGAUGAUGAGCUGUCAAGCAUGAUAUAUCAAAGCGGGAUUGAGGCAAACGACCCUGCAUGGAGGAUGCCGCUUUCUAAGUUUUACUUGCCGUUGAUGAAGUCGAAUGUGGCUGAUCUGAAGAAUACUGGAGAGUCUAGGGAGGCAGGGUCAUCGACAGCAGCGAUUUUCCUGAAUGAGUUUGUUGACAAGAAGUUUAAGUGGGCACACUUUGAUAUUGCUGGAGUUUCUGAAAGCAAUGGAAACAAGGCAGUGUUUGGAGAAAGCAUCACUGGAUGUUCUGUCCCCAUUCUGAUUGAGAUUAUUGAGAAACUGUCUCAGAAAAUCAAUUAA